Penicillium cinerascens is the source of this 831-nucleotide messenger RNA. RefSeq lists its product as uncharacterized. The record is from RefSeq and is a predicted model, not a curated record. Gene Ontology annotation, biological process: nucleotide-excision repair; DNA replication; double-strand break repair via homologous recombination. The transcript is spliced from 3 exons. NCBI's taxonomy places the organism in Eukaryota, Fungi, Ascomycota, Eurotiomycetes, Eurotiales, Aspergillaceae. The coding region runs from base 1 to 831 and encodes 276 amino acids. Gene Ontology annotation, molecular function: DNA binding. Gene Ontology annotation, cellular component: DNA replication factor A complex; nucleus; chromosome, telomeric region.
AUGGACAACUACAACAAUUACAACUCCUUCAGCGGGUCUGGCGGCGGUGGCUUCAUGCCCGGCGAGACGAACAGCCCUUCCGGCGGAAAGGCUGGUGACCGCGAUAACAAGACCCUCCGCCCUGUCACAGUCAAGCAGGUUGCCGACGCCUCGCAACCCUACCCAGAGGCCAAUUACCAGAUCGACGGCGCGGACGUGGCCAACGUGCUCUUCGUCGGCCAGGUGCGCAACAUCAGCUCCCAGAGCACGAACAUCACAUACAAGAUCGACGACGGCACGGGCGAAGUCGAGGUCAAGAAAUGGGUGGACUCGGCUACGGCUGACAGCAUGGACACAGACGAGGGCAAGGCACCUGCCGAUGGCAAGAGCGAGGUCGAGCUGAACGGAUACGCCCGUGUGUUCGGAGCCAUCAAGUCCUUCGGCAACAAGCGCUAUAUUGGUGCCCAUAGCGUGCGCCCGUUGACCAACAUCAACGAGCUGCACUGUCACAUUCUCGAGGCUACUGCCGUGCAUCUGUUCUUCACUCGUGGACCCCCUGGUGGCCCCGGCGCCGGUGCCAAUGCUGCUACUGGCGAUGCCGUUAUGGGCGGCGCGGAUGAGUAUGGUGCUGGCCAGAACCGGGCUCUCAUGUCCAUGUCCCCCUUGGCUAAGAAGAUCUAUAACUUGCUCAAGACCGACCCUCAGGACGAGACCGGUCUUCACAUGCAGCAGAUUGCCUCAAAGCUCAACCUUCCCGCUACGGACGUGGCGCGUGCUGGUGAAGAAUUGCUCGGUGCAGGUGUUAUUUUCUCGACUAUGGAUGAACAGACAUGGGCAAUCCUUGAGUAUUAG